GGAGUGCCAUUUGUAGUCGCAUUUAAAAAGUGUAAGCAAAAUGAACACAUCUGUGUAUGUACAUAUGAAGAACAGACUCUGAGACUCUUCUAAAUUGUGCCUAAUGUUUUGUAUAUAUAUGUACACCACGUGGUUAAUUGUUAAAAAAUUAAUAAUUAAUAACGAUGCCGAAAGUACGGACUUCCAGCGUUCACAAAGAAGUGGCGAGACAAGGGAUUUUAUUUCAUAAGAGUAAAGGUCAGCACAUUUUGAAGAAUCCUUUAGUUAUUCAAAAUAUGGUUGAAAAAGCUGCGCUUAGGCCGACUGAUGUCGUACUGGAGAUCGGUCCUGGUACGGGUAAUAUGACUGUAAAAAUGCUAGAAAAGGCAAAGAAAGUAAUAGCGUGUGAAAUUGAUCCAAGAAUGGUGGCGGAAUUACAAAAACGUGUUCAAGGAACUGUUUAUCAUUCAAAGUUACAGAUUGUAGUUGGAGAUGUACUAAAAUCGGAUUUACCAUUCUUUGAUUUGUGUGUUGCUAACAUCCCAUACCAGAUAUCAUCACCAUUAAUAUUUAAAUUACUUUCGCAUAGACCAAUCUUCAGAUGUGCUGUGCUUAUGUUUCAAAGAGAAUUCGCGGAACGUUUGGUAGCUAAACCUGGUGAUAAAUUGUACUGCCGCUUAAGCAUUAACACGCAAUUGUUGGCACGAGUGGAUAUGCUAAUGAAAGUUGGAAAGAAUAACUUUAGACCUCCACCUAAAGUAGAAUCAAAUGUAGUGAGAAUUGAACCGAGAAAUCCACCACCACCGAUAAAUUAUCAAGAAUGGGAUGGUUUGACACGAAUCGCGUUUUUAAGAAAAAAUAAAACAUUAUCCGCAGCUUUCAAGCAAACCACAGUUAUUACUUUAUUAGAGAAAAAUUAUAAAAUUCACUGUAGUUUGAAUAACAAGACUAUCCUGGAUAAUUUUGAUAUCAAGCAAUUGAUAAACAAUAUAUUAAAGAAAGUAGAGGCUGAAAGUAAACGAGCCAGGACUAUGGAUAUAGAUGACUUCAUCAGUCUUUUACAUGCGUUCAAUGCGGAAGGUGUACAUUUUAUAUAAAUUAUACAUUAGAUUAUACAUUAUGUUUGUUUACAUAAAUUAAGAAUUUUAUAAGGAAUGUGUAAAAUAAACAUAUUUUGUUUCAGAA
This is a messenger RNA of Formica exsecta, 1164 nucleotides long. RefSeq names its product probable dimethyladenosine transferase. The record is from RefSeq and is a predicted model, not a curated record. The transcript is spliced from 5 exons. The coding region runs from base 165 to 1076 and encodes 303 amino acids. Lineage: Eukaryota; Metazoa; Arthropoda; Insecta; Hymenoptera; Formicidae. Gene Ontology annotation, biological process: rRNA methylation. Gene Ontology annotation, molecular function: rRNA (adenine-N6,N6-)-dimethyltransferase activity. Gene Ontology annotation, cellular component: mitochondrial matrix.